AGUUCAAUCAAUCUGCACCCGUUCCGCUCGUCCACCGUUCGCCUACGCCGCGCCGCGCUUGCUCACAUCCGCCGACCCUACCCGCCGCCGGCCUGCCUGCAUCCGCCUUCCGCCGCCGCUACCAUGGCCGACGAGCAGAGCGGGCUUCCCCUGCGGAGGUGGAGGCCUUUCUUCGGCGCUUUCGAGGCGAUCGACGGCGUGAUUGAGGCAUGCGGCUACCCGCGCUCCGAGUUUCGGGACGUGCGUGGCGAAAUCGUCGUGCUGCUCCGCGGCGCCACGGAUGACGGCGUGGCCGAGCAGCUCUGCGCCGCGCUCGACGACGUCAUGGUCGAAUCCCUCAAGACGCUGCUGGUCGCGCCCGUCCCGUACGACCUGCUGGCGUCCAGCGACCUGGCAAGGACCGUCGGCGCCCUUGGCAGCCACGGGUCGUUCCGGAUCCGGAGCCUCGCGCGCGACGUCGUGCGCGGGUGGAGGGUGGCCGUCGAAGCCUCCUGCACCACUGCUGUAGCGGUGAAGAAGAAGCUCGACAAUCUCUCUGCUGAUAAGAUCCCGCUCCCACGCGCUGCCGUCGACAAGGUGCACGAGAAGAAGCUGCACGUACCGUCUGCCAAGACGCUUCCCGCUGCUGUUGAGGUACACAACAAGAAGCCGCGCGUACCAUCAGCAAACAUGCUUCCCACCGCCACCGUCACUGCCACCGCUGUCGAGGUACACAACAAGAAGCCGCACGUUCCACCAGCAAAGACGCUUCCUUCCGCAACAAUUCUAUCGAACCAACAGAAGAACAUGAGUGAGACCAAGAAGUCAGCUGUCGCCGAGAGCGAGAAGAUGGAGGCUACUAAACGCAAGCUACGGGAGGGUUACCAAGAAGCCGAUGGAGUCAAGCGUCGACGCAGCAUCCAAACCAUCAGGGAGGAGGAGGGGAAGCUGUUGGAGCAGAAGCAAUGCAAGAUGCAUGUGUCCCAUCGUAUGGAGAGAGGUCCAAUAGGAUAUAGGACUAAGACCUCAUCAAGCGUCAGCGGUUCUCGAGCUCGGCUUCCUCCUCACGUGCUUUAGGGCCGGAUCUUGUUCUUGUGUGACCAUUAUUUGUACAUUUUUUAUGUCAGUUAUAUCUCCUGUUUAUGUAUAAUGACAAAAUUUAUCGUCC
Molecule: messenger RNA, 1147 nt
Organism: Zea mays
Lineage: Eukaryota; Viridiplantae; Streptophyta; Magnoliopsida; Poales; Poaceae
Source: RefSeq, marked validated